AUGAUUGGCUUGGAAAAUGGCCAUCACCUUCCUGCUAUGACGGCAUGGUGCCUUUGCACAAGGGAUGGGAAGGGGCAAUAUGAUGGCCGACCGAUUGUCCCCUACUCAGCAUUUGGUGCAGCUGGGCAUCAUAAUGGAAUCAUGAUGACAGAAGGCCUUGCAAAGACACUGUUUUGGCUUGUAGAAGGCGGCAAAAGAUUUCAAUAUAAUCAGAAUUCUUUUGCCGCAUGGCACGAUGGCGGCUUGCGAGCUGAUGACACAUUUAAGCUUCCGAAGAAGGUAUAUGUGACAACAUCUGGAGGGAAUCAGCAGGUUAAGCCAUAUGCGUCUGUACUGACUUUGCUAUCGCAGUGCGGAGAGAUUGUUGCUGCUGUCUGGAAGACAAGCAUGUCCCACGCCGCAAAUAGACUUAUUCUACAGGGACUUAAGAUUGCAAGGGAUCAUGUUGGCGCGCCACCUUUACGUCUACUCCAAACAGACAAUCCUAUAGGGGAACAAGCACCUUACUAUGAAGUAUUUCCAGAACUGGAACAGGGCACAGUGGCUCGUGCUUCACUUCCAAUGAUUGAAAUACCGCCUGAUGACAUUGUUUCUUUUGAUGUUGGCAGUGCCCUCGAUGCUUACAUCUUGACCCUAAUAGACAUCUUUAUUCAGCAUGAGGAUCAAGAAAUCUACUAUGGUUUGGAUACAGAGUUUGAGAGAGACAGCAAACUUACAGUAUUGUCGCUGGCAUUCCCUCAGUCAUUGAGAGGAUCAGAACUAGGAACAACGAUCCCUAUUGCCAUUGUCAUUCACCUUCACAAGAUUGGCAAGGAGCAGUUUCCUGCUGACUUAAAGCGCCUCUUGGAGCUUCCAAAUAUGAUUCCAACCGGACGCCUGAUUGGAGGUGAUUGUAAGAAGCUAGAGGAACAGUAUGGUAUUAAGUUCAAUAGAAUGAUUGAGCUAGGUAACUUGUGUCGAUUGGACAAUGGUGAGCUUUCAAGCUUUUCCCUUUGCAACUUGAUGAAAGUGUACCUCCAGUGCAUAUACCCAAUGAACAAGUCAGCUGCGCAGUUGUCUAGCUAUGCAAAACCAACACUGACACCUACAGACAAACAAUACUGCGCACUUGAAGCAGGGUGUCACUAUGGGUUUUUCACCGGACGGUAG
Cylindrotheca closterium is the source of this 1149-nucleotide messenger RNA. The record is from the annotation of a GenBank genome assembly. NCBI's taxonomy places the organism in Eukaryota, Bacillariophyta, Bacillariophyceae, Bacillariales, Bacillariaceae.